Molecule: messenger RNA, 2042 nt
Organism: Salvia hispanica
Lineage: Eukaryota; Viridiplantae; Streptophyta; Magnoliopsida; Lamiales; Lamiaceae
Gene: SYN1
Product: Rad21/Rec8-like family protein
Biological process (GO): meiotic sister chromatid cohesion, centromeric
Cellular component (GO): cohesin complex
Molecular function (GO): chromatin binding; protein binding
Source: RefSeq, a predicted model, not a curated record
AUGUUUUACUCUCAUCAGCUCUUAGCUCGCAAAGCUCCACUCGGCCAGAUAUGGAUGGCGGCAACGCUGCAUGCAAAGAUCCACCGCCGAAAGCUUGACAAGCUUAAUAUUAUCAAAAUCUGCGAAGAGAUUUUGAACCCCUCUGUUCCAAUGGCUCUCAGACUUUCUGGGAUUCUCAUGGGUGGAGUUGUAAUUGUUUAUGAGAGAAAAGUUAAACUACUCUACGAUGAUGUAAACCGUCUGCUGGUGGAAAUCAAUGAAGCUUGGAAAGUUAAAAGUGCUCCAUCAGAUCCAACAAGACUUCCAAAGGGCAAAGCUCAAGCCAAAUUUGAAUCUGUUACACUGCCACCAAAUCGUAAUGAGGACCUGGGGGAGGCUGACGAGUCACUUCCACAUUUUAAUACAGAAACCUUUACGGAUUUUCAUCAGACCUCCUAUUUUGCUAUGAGACUGGAUAGCUUGGAUGAUUCCUAUCUAAACCAAAACCCUCAGGGUGAUCAAGACCAGAACCACCAUCAAGCUGAGGCUGCUGAAAUUACACUAAAUGAUAAUUAUGAUUCGUAUCAGGCAGACACCACAACAUUCAUCCACUUUGAAAGGUUUGAUGUUGAAGGGGACGAGGAGACACAAUUGAACUUCACUCCACCAGAACAUGUGGAAAUCCCUAAUAUCAUACCAUCUCCACCUCAUCAAGAGGAGCUCCCUAAGUCUGAUGAAGUCCUGGAACGACAUCAUGAGGAGCAGGUCAAUCAGCAAUCGGCUGAAAGCAUGAAAACUGAUUUGGAUCAAAAGAGGAAGAAAGUUGUUCAAAGAAGGGCAAGGAAGCCGACAGGUCGUGUAAUGGACUAUGAUCAAACUAUCAUUACUGGUCACAUAUAUCAAAACUGGCUUCAGAAUUCCACUGAUAUUGUAAGGGAAAGGAAAAGAAAGAGACCAAUGGAUGCCUUGUCCUUGAUGAAGAUAGGCACUGUCAUGGAGUUGCCUUCUGUUGUACUGGUUGGGAGCUUAUUUACACGUGAACUUGGACGAGUUUACUAUCCAGAGCCUCUUUUGGAAAUGUGGAGAAGUAGUAUUCAACCACCUCCACACGAUUCACCUUCUGGAGGAGCUUCUCGCCCUCAGCCACCAGAACCGUCAUCAUCAUCGCCACCAGAUAGAAUGCAUUUUCCAGAACCAGCAAGAGAUCCUUUUGAAGACUUCCACAGUGGAGUUGGCUCACCUCCAAUGAGGAUUUCCGUUGAGAAGCAAAGAGCAAAUAAUGAGAUGCCCCCUGAGGUGUUAAUCGAUGAGCUUAGGAACAACCUUAGGAACAAUGUAUUUGGAGUUGUAGACACUAAUGGAGUGAGCGCAUCCAAGCUCAACCUGAUGGCUACCCCAGGAAAUUCCAGUGAUGGAAUAAGGUCAAUCCCCAGUUCAGGAUCGGGGCAUGGUUUCUUCUCACACAACUCAGACGCCACAUCAGGAAGGUCGAGCAAAAAAAGACCCUUCUCUGCUUCUAAAAACAGUGGCAAUGGACUUGAACCUGUAGCAGAGGAUCUUUCAUGGGAGCAUCCUGAUCCCAACUUUAAGUUAGCCAAACUAUCAAAAAAUGAGUUAACACCAGAUUUCGAACUUCUGGUAGAAACUGGACCAACACAAACACAGAAGCAUCCUGUCAUCAAUCAGCCACUAGAUCAGAUAACUGAUUCCAUCCGAGUGCACUUGAAGAAUCAUUUUGACACACCCGGAAACGCCAAAGUCGAGUCUCUUGACCAAUUAGCUUUUGGGAUGAACAGAAAGAGAGCAGCAUGUCUUUUCUACCAGACUUGUGUUCUUGCUACACGAGACUACAUAAAAGUUGAGCAAAAGAUGCCUUAUGGUGACAUACUAAUUUCCAGAGGUCCAGAGAUGUGAGACAAAGAAGCAGCAAGAGUAGAAACAGAUACUAUAUAUAUCGAAAUAUAUAGGAGUUGAGGUUUAUCGAUUUUUUAUGAGAUUAAUUCCCUAGUCUUACUUAUAUAUAUUAGUCCUUUGAAGCUUUAGAAAGUAUCCUUUUUUUGAGA